UUGUUGUUUUUGUGCAACUUGGUCGCUCCACUGAAAGUCUCGUGAUUGUCGUAUUUUUAUUGUUUUUGUGAUCUUUUUUAAAUAAAAGUGUUGAUUGAAGUAAUUAUUUUACAUAGUAUUAAUAUUCCUAAUAAUGAUGCAGUUUAUGUUGUUGUUCAGCCGACAAGGUAAACUCCGAUUGCAAAAAUGGUACGUCGCACAUCCCGACAAGGUAAAGAAGAAGAUCACUCGAGAGCUAAUUACGACGAUUUUGUCCCGAAAACCUAAGAUGUGUUCCUUUCUGGAAUGGAAAGAUUGCAAAAUUGUUUACAAAAGAUACGCAAGUUUGUAUUUCUGCUGUGCAAUUGAACAAAAUGAUAACGAGUUGCUUACCCUCGAGAUCAUACAUAGAUACGUGGAACUUUUAGAUAAAUACUUCGGAAGUGUUUGUGAGCUGGACAUAAUUUUCAACUUUGAGAAAGCUUACUUUAUUCUGGAUGAGCUGCUGGUUGGCGGCGAGAUCCAGGAAACGUCGAAAAAGAACGUUUUAAAAGCUAUUGCCGCUCAGGACGUCCUCCAAGAGGAUGAAACGGUAGAUGGCGCACUGCGUGAGAUUGGACUGCUUUGAGAAAAAAAGGGAACCCAAAAAAAAGCGGGCGCUCCGGUUUCGAACCUUGACAUCCACCUUACCUCGUAGGCCCUGUAUAUGUGUCUGUGUGCGUGUGUCUGUGUGUUUACCGAAUACACAUUUUUAAUAAAAAUUCGUGUUAAGGCUGCGUAGUGUUUUUGUUUCUUAUAAGCAAGAAAAAAAGGCUGCACAGACGACUAUGGAUAAUGCAGAGCAUGUUCCUUUAGCAGGCUCUUUACCGAGCAAUGAAAGUGUUCGUCGGAAUUGAUUUGUGUUGAGUUUCAAUUUGACAAUGUGUUGUGUCAAAGAUUAAUUGAACAAUCAUUGUUCUCAACCGAUAAAUAUUUACAAGAAUUUCCUCCUAACCUUCGUGAAGUUAGUUUUAAAUUGAAGAAGCCAACGGUACGGUAUAAGUUGCAUUUUGCAUGCUCUUCUGUGCACGCCCUUUUUGUAUGAAUAAGAAUUUCCACCUUUGAGAGGAUUGAACGCGCAUCGCGCAUACGCAUAAGGGUCAGUUUUUAUUUACAAACAAUUUACUAUUUUUAUAUGUUUACUAUACUGACGUAGUUUAAUUGAUGAAUUUUUUAUGCGUCACCUGCAUUUAUUUGAUUCAAGUCCAUCGAAGAUUCCGUACAUGCAGAAUUAAUAAAAAAGUAAUUGUCUAGGUACCACAACAAAGCAGGAUUCAAGUUACUAUUCGGUGCUGUUUUUGAAUUACUGUGCACUUUAUAGUUUAUACGUGUUAUUUAGAUUAUUUUAUGACUAAUGAUAAGAUAUCUUAGCUGAUUAGGGUUACUAAUUGCUUUUUCUGUUACCAAACGGAACAAAAAAGUUACUGAAAAAUAAAAGUUACCUGUUAGAAGUUCUUUCAGUGAUACAUUUUGAACUCGCGCUGUAUCUGAAUCAGGGAAACACUACUUGUAAGCAAUAUCGCUAGGACAAUACCUGUAGAAAUAAACUUAACAUACACGUUUUAAACAGCUCUACUUUCACUCUUUAUGUACGAAUGGUGGUUGGUUUAACAAAUGUUUUGAUAUGUAUGAUUACUAGCAACAGAUUGUGCAUUAGUGCACUGUGUCUGUUAGUGUAGAAUCCUUCUCCUCUGAUCGUAGAUUGCUCAUCACAAAUGACCGACUAAACCGCUAUUGUAAGUAGAACUGUAAGGUGAGUUUUAGCGUUCGUAGGUUCAAAAUGAUAACAAGAAGUUUAACUGUGGCCGAUCACAGAGAAGUGCAUUGUUGAGAUUUUCUCGUUAUCAUAUGCUAGUAGUAUUUAAUUUAUUAUGGUGCAAUCGAGUUGAAUCAGGUUUUAUCUCGAGCAUUGUAUAUUUCAGAAAACAAUAAUCAAAUGCAUGCUCUGCCGGGGAAACCCGCAACUUAUGGUGGAUUGUUUAAAUCAUUCGAUGC
Sabethes cyaneus is the source of this 2013-nucleotide messenger RNA. RefSeq names its product AP-1 complex subunit sigma-2 (gene AP-1sigma). Bases 134 to 607 code for a protein of 157 amino acids. The transcript is spliced from 5 exons. Gene Ontology annotation, cellular component: intracellular membrane-bounded organelle; AP-1 adaptor complex; membrane coat. The record is from RefSeq and is a predicted model, not a curated record. Gene Ontology annotation, biological process: intracellular protein transport; vesicle-mediated transport. Gene Ontology annotation, molecular function: clathrin-cargo adaptor activity. NCBI's taxonomy places the organism in Eukaryota, Metazoa, Arthropoda, Insecta, Diptera, Culicidae.